Molecule: messenger RNA, 1230 nt
Organism: Argentina anserina (silverweed cinquefoil)
Lineage: Eukaryota; Viridiplantae; Streptophyta; Magnoliopsida; Rosales; Rosaceae
Product: exopolygalacturonase-like
Exons: 4
Coding region: 1-1230 (409 amino acids)
Biological process (GO): carbohydrate metabolic process
Molecular function (GO): polygalacturonase activity
Source: RefSeq, a predicted model, not a curated record
AUGAGUUUGAUAUCUUCAUAUCUAGGGUUGAGGGUUUUCUUGUUAUUGAUCUUGUUGGUAUGGGUAACAAAAGGCCAGAAUCACAACCUCUUUCGUCAAACCGAACAUCUUGGUUGGCGCAAGGUUUUCAAUGUGAUGGAUUAUGGAGCUGUAGAAGGUGGAGUCACUGACAACAGUCAGGCAUUCUUGAAAGCAUGGAAGGAUGCAUGUCAAUGGAAAGGGAGGGCAAUGGUUAUGAUUCCCAAAGGAAUUUUCAAGUUGUUCCCAGUGAUAUUUUCAGGUCCAUGCAAUGGUCCGAUUGCCUUUGUGAUUAUGGGGACUUUAAAAGCCUCUACUGAUCCAUCAACAUUUAAUUCUGAAAACUGGAUAAACUUCCGAUACUUGGAGCAGUUAACCGUGGCCGGAGGUGGUACCUUGGAUGGUCAAGGGUCCUUAGUUUGGUCCCGUAACAACUGCAACAAUCACCCAUGCAGGACACUCCCCAUCUCUUUGAGUUUUGACUUCGUCACAAAUGCAAGCAUCGCUCACUUGAGAUCAUACGACAGCAAAAAUGCUCAUAUCAAAGUUUUUGGAUGCAACAAAAUGGACUUCACCAAACUUAGGUUGUCAGCUCCAGGUGAUAGCCCGAACACUGAUGGCAUAAAAAUCGGAAACUCCUACCGCAUUCGAAUCUCAGAUGUGGUUAUUGGCACCGGUGAUGACUGCAUUGCCAUAUUGUCAGGAAGUAGGGAAAUUCACAUUUCCAGACUUUUUUGCGGUCCUGGGCAUGGAAUUAGCAUUGGAAGUCUUGGAGAAUAUGAUCAUGAAUAUGAUGUGGAAGGAGUGUAUGUGAGAAAUAGCGGUUUAAAGGGGACUACUAAUGGUUUAAGAAUCAAAACAUGGGCCAAGUCACAUCCCUUGAAGGUUUCAAAGAUUAGAUACGAAAACAUUGUGAUGGCUGAUGUCAUGAAUCCAAUUAUCAUCGAUCAGAACUAUUGCCCCAGCCCUCCCUGCAAUCAACAGGUUACUUCGAAUGUGCAGAUUAGUGAUGUGACAUAUAACAACAUAUGGGGAACUUCAUCUUCCAAAGAAGCAGUGGCUCUGAAAUGCAGCAAAAGCAGCCCUUGCAAGAACAUAGUGAUGAACACUAUCAAGUUAUCCCUCAACGGUCCUGGAGGCCCUGCGAGUUCUUACUGCGAAAAUGCCAUGGGCGUCUCUUAUGGCACACAAAAGCCCCCUUCUUGCGUAUGA